UUUAGUUGACUGGGAUUCUGUUCAACAUAGAGAGAGCCCGGACUGUGGCUUAGACAGCAAAGCGAAUCCCGCCACAUCAGAACAUCCUGAACACCAGGAGAGUCACAAGACGAAGACGUCUCACUGCUGCUCGGUGUGUGGCAGAGAGUGCUACAAGCUCUCGGUACUGCAGAUCCACAUGAGAAUCCACACGGGAGAGAAGCCGUACCCCUGCCCCGACUGUGGCAAGAAGUUCGCUCACCUGGGAGCCAUGAGACGACACCUCCUCACACACACGGGAGAGAAGCCUUACUCCUGCUCUGUGUGUGGGAAGAGUUUCACCCAAUCAGGACAUCUGAGGGAGCACCAGCAGUCUCACAGUGGAGAGAAGCCUCACCUGUGUCUGGUCUGUGGGAGAGGCUUCUCUAGAGCGUCAGACCUCCGGAUCCACCACAGAGUUCACACAGGGGAGAGGCCGUACAGCUGUGACUACUGUGGGAAGAGAUACGGCCGCUGUCAGAAGCUACGGGCUCACCAACGGACACACCACAGUGACAGGACGCACGCUGAUACUGGAGAGGAGACGGAGUGAAUGACCACGAGGCUUUGAACAUAAGACGUGAUAAGCUUAGUAUUCCUACAGGUGAUGUUAGCCGGCUGGACAACAACGAUGAUACACGUUGAUCGUCAUCAGACAGAGGAACAAUACACUCCAUUGGAAUAGACAUGGUUCUAGAAUCCACCUAAGCACCCAGUUCUGAUGGAGAGAUGAAAUAAUCAGUGCUGUCCAGUUUAUUGAACUUGAACCAGAGAAAAUGAACCCCAAAAGAUGGUCGCGAGACGGUGUUCUAAAUUGGAAUCGUGGAAUGCUUGUUCUCUGUCCACCACAUCCUGUGUGAGGAACCCAGUUGAAAUAAUUGUUUAAAAUAAUAAUAAUAAUGUUGAUGUAAUAAUUGGAUAACAUCCCAAAUAAUGUUGAGAGAGAGAGAGAGAGAGAGAGAGAGAGAGAGAGAGAGAGAGAGA
Molecule: messenger RNA, 1002 nt
Organism: Oncorhynchus gorbuscha (pink salmon)
Lineage: Eukaryota; Metazoa; Chordata; Actinopteri; Salmoniformes; Salmonidae
Product: protein krueppel-like
Exons: 2
Coding region: 179-571 (130 amino acids)
Biological process (GO): regulation of transcription by RNA polymerase II
Cellular component (GO): nucleus
Molecular function (GO): RNA polymerase II cis-regulatory region sequence-specific DNA binding; DNA-binding transcription factor activity, RNA polymerase II-specific
Source: RefSeq, a predicted model, not a curated record